Molecule: messenger RNA, 1720 nt
Organism: Periophthalmus magnuspinnatus
Lineage: Eukaryota; Metazoa; Chordata; Actinopteri; Gobiiformes; Gobiidae
Gene: cpb2
Product: carboxypeptidase B2 (plasma)
Exons: 11
Coding region: 39-1328 (429 amino acids)
Biological process (GO): proteolysis; fibrinolysis
Molecular function (GO): zinc ion binding; metallocarboxypeptidase activity
Source: RefSeq, a predicted model, not a curated record
UUUCGCUGCUUUGGUUCAGUCUCAGACAAAUCUAAAACAUGAAGACUUCAAGGGUUCUGGUUGUGGUCCUGGUCCUGAACCUGGUCUGGGCCAGAACCGGACCUCAAACACAUGACCAGGUUUUGUCCCUGACGCCAAAGAGUCCGGAGCAUGUGGAGGUUCUGAGAAACAUCUCCACUCAGUUUGAGACGUCCCUGUGGCAGCCCGUCUCAUCUGAAUUCAUUAAAGCAGAGAGUGCGGUUCAUCUUUUUGUUCCUGUGAACAGCUCCGAGAGAGUGAGAGAAAAACUGAGGACACACGGGAUUACACACGAAGUUCUCCUGGCUAACGCAGAGGAGCUGGUGGAGAUGCAGACUCGUAACGACUCUUCAGAUCCUCGCAGCAGCUCCACCUUCUAUGAGAGAUACCACAGUCUGGAGGACAUUUAUCUGUGGAUCAACAGAACGAGUCAAGACAACUCAGCCUCAGUGAAGGUGCUGCUGCUCGGGUCGUCUUAUGAGAAGAGACCUAUCUACGCUCUCAAAUUGUCCCUGAGUCCUGGUUCUGAUAAGAAGGCUCUGUGGUUGGACUGUGGGAUUCAUGCUCGGGAGUGGAUAAGUCCCGCCUUCUGCCUCUGGUUUGUUCAAUAUUCUUUGGGAUUUUACGGGCUGAACUCGGAGAUCACUCAGAUCUUGGACAGUUUUGACGUGUACGUGCUGCCAGUGCUCAACCCGGAUGGAUAUCGCUACACUUGGACCAAAAACCGCAUGUGGAGGAAGAAUCGGUCAGUGUCUCAAAAUGGCCGCUGUGUUGGAGUUGACCUCAACAGAAACUUUGAUGCAAACUGGUGCACUGAGGGUGCUUCCAGCUCUCCGUGCUCCGAGAUCUACUGUGGGAGGUUCCCAGAAUCUGAGCCGGAGUCUCAGGCUGUGUCCAACUUCCUCCGGACCCAAAAAGACCUGGUCCAGAUUUACAUAAGCAUCCACUCUUAUUCCCAAAUGCUCCUGUUCCCCUACUCCUGCACCACGGAGCAGGCACCAGACCACCAGGAGCUGUUGGAAAUGGUGAAAGAAGCAGCUCAGAGAAUCCGCAGACACUAUCGCAACAACUACAAAUAUGGAGCUGGAGCCGAAACCAUCUAUCUGGCUCCCGGAGGAUCAGAUGACUGGGCGUAUAAUUUGGGGAUUAAAUAUUCAUUCACAUUCGAGCUGCAGGACACAGGGCGGUAUGGGUUCCUCCUCCCUCCAUCUCACAUCAGCAAGGCCUGCAACGAAGCUCUGCUAGCUGUCAAAACCAUCGCUCUCAAAGUCCUCCAGAACAGGGCCAAAAUAGGACCAAACCAGAACUAAACCAGGACUAAACCUACUCCCUCCAUCUCACAUUAACAAGGUCAAAAGGCCAAACCAGGACUAAAACAGGACUUAACCAAGACUAAACCAGGACUGAACCAGUACUAAGCCGGGACUAUACCUGGACUGAACCAGGACCAAACCACGACUGAAGCAUGGCUGAACACCGAAUAAACCAGAAGUAAACCAGGACCAAAGCAGAACUAAACUUGGACUAAACCAGCAGAAAAUUAUGAAAGAACCAUUUCUGACGUUACUGCAAAUGUAUUUUAUUUGAACUGUUUUAUCUUCACGAACCUGCUCAGGUUAGUUAUUUAGUUAUUGAAAUGUGUGCAUUUAUUAUUGCAUUUGAAAUGUGUCUCACUGUAAAUACAUAUUCUGUUUGAAAGAUC